Durusdinium trenchii is the source of this 1332-nucleotide messenger RNA. NCBI's taxonomy places the organism in Eukaryota, Dinophyceae, Suessiales, Symbiodiniaceae. The record is from the annotation of a GenBank genome assembly.
GUCUUGAAAUGAAAUGAUUGCAAGGUAUACAAGUCAUAUCACCAGUCAUCUCAGAGAUGCAAGGGGGUUGCUUAAAUUAGCUGUUCUCGCCAGCGUGGCUUUCCGGUGUCCACCGAACACGUACUCUUCUUGCUUUUGAACCUUCUGCUUUGGGCCCAUGGUGACAUGAGCCAGCGCAGCUCAGAGCCAGGCCCAAGCUACUGGCGUGUCUCUCUGGCAUUGGCUCUCAGAAAGCGAUCUGUCGAGACCAGUGAGCUUGGCCCUCGGACCGAAGCCCUUCAGCGCCGUCUCACUGCCUUGGACCUCACCCUUAUCGGUGUGGGUGCGAGUGUUGGAGCAGGCAUUUUUGUCAUCACUGGCAUCGCUGCCAAACCCACUGGUCCUGCAGUCUGCUUCUCUUUCUUGCUGGCCGGCAUAAGCAGCAUAUUCAGCGCCUUGUGCUAUGCGGAACUUUCUGCACGCAUCCCUGUGUCUGGCUCCGUGUAUUUGUAUGCAUUUGUUGCCUUUGGAGAGUUUAUCGCCCUGCUAAUUGGUUUGAAUGUGCUUGUGGACUACCAUGUCGGUGCAGCGGUGAAUAUCGCCUCUUGUGCCCUUUACCUUGAGAAAACGCUUCGCCUGAUGUUCGGAGAUGUAUGUGUUUGGCUGCCCAGCACGCAGGUCAUAUCACUUCUGAUGGUGCUGCUGCUGACGUGCAUUCUGUCAGUCGGUGUGGAAAAUGGCCUGAAGCGAGUCAAUGGAUUAUUGGUUUUUGGGAAGGUGGGCAUUGUGCUCUUAGUUAUCGUUGUCGGGUGCACGAAGGUGCAACCCACCAAUCUCUCCCCUGUUUUCCCGUUUGGUGUGGGGCCUGUGCUGAGCAUGUCAGCGACUUGUUCAUUUUCCUUCAUAGGAUUUGGAACUGUAACCAAUGCGGCAGAGGAGUGUAUUAAUCCUCACAGAGACUUGCCAAUCGGAAUCACACUUUCGCUCCUCAUUUGUGCCUUGUUUGCUUGGGCAUCCAUAUAAUUUGUUAAGUAUCUUAGAGUCUCAGAGGAGGGGGCUUCGCCAUUUCGCUUCCAAUUAUAUAGAUCUCAGGAGUAGACACGGUAGACAUGUAACGUAGGUGAGCUUGGAAAUAGGUGACGCAAGCGCGACAAAAGCUUUCGCACUCUCUUGGACCUAAAGAAGGAUAAUACUAUUAGGCCAUUCUUGCUCUUAGACGUUGUUUUACAAACAGAUAGCAGAGUCCAAGAAGAGUAGGGCCCCUGGCCUCAAGCAAUGGAGUGACGUCGUGCCAAGAUAACAGGCUUUUCAGCAUGGGUAUCCCCAGAAUUCCCUGUGCACAGCCGUAAUUCA